GAAGGUCAUUGAGGGAAAGAUGAAGGUGCCCCUGCUUUGACACAGGGCUGGGCCAGGUGUGUACUGGAGGGGUAAGGAGAGGUGAGAGCAGCAAGUGACUGCGUGUCUUGGCCAGUGGCUCCCAGAGUAAGACACGUGCAGCUUGACCUUCCCAGCAGAAGGCGGCUUGGCUGUUCAGGAUGCAGGGGAGCCCUGGAUUCUUUAAACAAAUGAGAGAAUUUUCAGAACCACUUCUUAAUGAGCGCUUUGACGUUUUUUUUGUGAAAUGUGGUUUUCCUCUUUGCCUGCAGGGUUAGAGAAAGGGACUAUUGGAUAAUUGUAAGCUUAGAGGGAUUCUCUUCUGAGAGUUCCCGAAGUGCAUUUGGGGAACUUAUUGUUAGAUUGUCUCUUCUAAGUUGUAUACAAAUUAGUUAUACUUAAUGUCUACCGACUUAAAUGAUUCCCUUUUCAAUCAUAUUUACUUUAGCCAACACAUUGAAUAGCUAACUUCUAUUAAGUUUGGCCCCCACUUUGGUCCUGCCCUAAGGAAAAGUCUGCUGGACUCUAAUGGGAUGAUUCUCUGAAGACUCUCUCUAUCCCGUUGCUUUCCCCAGACACCUGCAUAGUAUUUCUCCAUUCUGUGAUUUACAAGGGACUUUGCUUGCUCUGGAUGCUUCCCCCACUGUGACUCUAUGUAAUCUGUUGGCUUUGUUACAUCUGGUAGCACUCUGGAUCACAUACUAAAAGUAUGAGAAGGAAACAGGGAUGGGACCAAGAGUUUUUUUUUUUUUUUUAAAGAGAGCGAGGGACAGAGAAAGAGAUCUUCCAUCCAUUAUUUUACUCCCCAAAAGGCCACAACGGCUGGGACAGGUCGGACUGAAGCCUGGAGCUUCAUCUGGGUCUCCCACAUGGGUGCAGGGGUCCAAGCACUUAGGCUACCCUCUGCUGGUUUCCAAGGCAUAUUAGCAGGGAGCGGGAUUGGAAGUAGAGCAGCUGGGACUCAAACCAGCGCCCAUAUGGGCAGCCCCAGCUGUUUGACUUCAUGUGAAAGAUGGCUAAUGCAGAAGUGAGCGUCCCAGUGGGGGAUGUGGUUGUGGUACCCACUGAAGGAAAUGAAGGGGAGAACCCUGAAGACACUAAAACCCAAGUGAUCUUGCAGUUGCAGCCUGUUCAACAAGGUUUGUUUAUCGAUGGACACUUUUACAACAGGAUUUAUGAAGCUGGGUCGGAAAACAACACGGCAGUUGUAGCAGUAGAAACUCACACGAUACACAAAAUUGAAGAAGGGAUUGAUGCAAGCACUAUAGAAGCAAAUGAAGACAUGGAAAUUGCUUAUCCCAUAACUUGUGGGGAGAGCAAAGCCAUCCUCCUAUGGAAGAAGUUUGUAUGUCCUGGAAUAAAUGUGAAGUGUGUCAAGUUCAAUGAUCAGUUGAUCAGCCCCAAGCAUUUUGUUCAUCUGGCUGGAAAGUCUACCCUGAAGGACUGGAAGAGAGCCAUCCGUCUGGGUGGAAUCAUGCUCAGGAAAAUGAUGGACUCUGGACAGAUUGAUUUUUACCAGCACGACAAAGUUUGCUCCAAUACCUGCAGAAGCACCAAAUUUGAUCUUCUGAUCAGCAGUGCAAGAGCUCCAGUGCCAGGACAGCAGACAAGUGUGGUGCAGACACCCACUUCGGCUGAUGAGUUUCCUGGCCUCACCUCUAGUGGACUACUUCUAGGUAGCAUCACACAGAUUGCCAUCUCAGAAGAGAGCAUGGAAGAGGCAGGGCUGGAGUGGAACUCUGCUCUCACUGCUGCUGUUACCAUGGCCACAGAGGAGGGUGUAAAGAAAGACUCAGAGGAAAUCUCAGAGGACACUUUGAUGUUCUGGAAAGGAAUAGCUGACGUAGGGCUGAUGGAAGAGGUUGUCUGCAAUAUACAGAAGGAAAUAGAGGAGCUGCUCAGGGGAGUUCAGCAGCGGCUCAUCCAGGCUCCUUUCCAGGUCACAGAUGCCGCUGUUCUCAACAAUGUAGCACAUACAUUUGGCCUAAUGGACACAGUCAAGAAGGUUUUGGACAACAGAAGGAACCAAGUAGAGCAAGGGGAAGAGCAGUUUCUCUAUACUCUGACAGACUUGGAACGCCAGUUGGAAGAGCAGAAGAAGCAAGCUCAGGAUCACAGGCUGAAAUCCCAGACAGUCCAGAACGUGGUGCUGAUGCCCGUGAGCACCCCUAAGCCUCCCAAACGGCCCCGGCUCCAGCGGCCAGCCUCCACCACCGUCCUGAGCCCCUCUCCUCCUGUCCAGCAGCCUCAGUUCACAGUCCUCUCCCCCAUCACCAUCACGCCUGUGGGCCAGUCGUUUUCCAUGGGCAAUAUUCCAGUGGCCACUCUCAGCCAGGGCUCCAGUCCUGUGACUGUGCACACACUGCCUUCCGGCCCUCAGCUCUUCCGCUAUGCCACGGUGGUUUCCUCUGCCAAGAGCAACUCACCAGACACAGUGACCAUCCACCCUUCCUCGAGCUUGGCACUGCUGAGCUCCGCCACCAUGCAGGAUGGGAGUCCCCUGGGCAACAUGACCACCAUGGUGAGCCCUGUGGAGCUGGUGGCCAUGGAGUCUGGCCUGACCUCAGCAAUCCAGGCUGUUGAAAGCACUUCAGAGGAUGGGCAGACCAUCAUUGAGAUUGACCCAGCCCCAGACCCAGAGGCUGAUGAUACUGAGGGCAAAGCGGUCAUCCUGGAGACAGAGCUGAGGACUGAGGAGAAAGUUGUGGCUGAGAUGGAAGAACACCAGCAUCAAGUCCACAAUGUGGAGAUUGUGGUCUUGGAGGACUGACUGGGUAUCUAGGGGCCAGGAGAUACGUUUUGGUUUGGAAUUUUAAUUAUUUGUUUAUUUUUAUCAUUGUCCCAUUCAUUUCCACAUAGGAUCCUUCUUUUUUGUUGUUUAAAACAAAAUCUCAUUGUUGUUACUGAAAAUGUUGGGUUCCUUCUGCCCCCUCACUGAAAAAUGGACGCAACAAGCUACCCUUUCAGAAGCUGAGAGCAGAUCACUCUGUGUCCUGAUACCAAGAAAGUUAUUGCUUUUAGGGGAGCUGUUGAGAUAACUAGAAACUCUUCCAGGCUAGUCGGUCUGUGUCCGCAUGUAGUUUUAUUCUUUUAAGGAUGUAUUGACCAAACUCGGGAACACAGAUCUGACACUGGAAGGCAACCCACUUGCAUGUGGAUGCAGAAGGGCACUUUUAUUUUGUAUCCUGGAAGGGGCCCCCAGAGGCCAGAGCAAAACUCUGCUUGGAAGGGAGGUGGCAUGCCAGCAGCCGCUUGAGAGGGCAGGUGCUUUGAAGAAGAUGGGGCAAGGGGAUUUUCUUUCUUCUAGAGGUGCGACUGUGCCCCUGAGAUCUCUGAGGCUACCAUGGCCGUGACUCUGAGAGGAGGCCAGUGAUGAGUGGAAGAGCACAUCCCCACCGAGCCAGUGAGGCAGUAGCCUGUGGCUGUGGGGAAAGUAGAAGCGAGGUGACUUUGGUCUGCGUGGUGGUAGCCACCUUGCCCCUCGCUUUGUCAAAGCACUUACCCUCCUGAACUAGGACCAGUCCAACCACUGCACACUGUGACGUGGUGGAAGUUGCUCUGGGUCUGGGACUGGGACUGCCGUGGGAGUGUGGCCCAGGGCUGGCGUUUCUAUAGGGUGACUUCAGGAGCAGAGGCGUUCUUGUCCAGAUCAGCUGCCGUGGUUGCUGGGCCUUUAUUAUUAUUAUUAUUUGGCUUUGGAACCAAAAGCAGCCACUCGUUUGGUGCUUCCUCUCGUUCUCCCCGCCAUCCUUCGACUCCCAGCGGCAUCUGUCUCCUGGAUCCCACGCUCUUCAGCUUUUUGGCUGAUUUGGAGAACAGUGACAGGUGCCUGCCUGCCUUCCUCCCCGUUUCGAUUCGUUUAUACCACAGAUGUUUCUGUGAGAUGUUGAGCUCAUAAAAAGCCGUAGGCUUGGCAGGGAAGACUCCACACCCCCCGCCUUUGCUGAGGCACCAACUAGAUGUCUCCUCCUGAGCGAGCUGGACUCCCUGGGAAAGCAGCAUUAUCUACAACAUUAUAUUAUAGGAAAUGUACCAGGAAUGUCAGUAAUAAUGUCCUUGGGGGGCUUCUUUUGUUUUCUUUCUUUUUUAAAAAAAUGUUGUUUGUAUAUUUAGAGCUGGGCCAUUUUCCAUGCUGUGAUUCCUUCUCUUUGGCCCUCCUCAGCGUUUGGGGCAAGAGUGGACCCUGGUUUUUAUUUCUUUGGUUGCAUUGUUUACUGCACUAGGAAAAACAUAGGGAAACUGCAAAUGAUUUAAAGGAAGAAUAGGUCAUAAAAGGAAGCACACACUUUAGGAGUGGGAGGGGUUUUGUUUUUGUUUUUUAAUUAAAAGCAAAACUUUAACCUGGUUUCUUUCUUUUUUUUUUUUUUUCCAAAAGAAGGUACGCACCUGAAGCCAUGUUUGUUGCAACAGAUGUUGGAAACCCUCUCAAAUAAUUGAAAAUUGCAUUCUGCCAUGUAGCCAGAGAAGCCCUCCAACUUGGGAGGGGCACUCUUAAAAGUCUUAUAAAGUGAGGUUUUUGAACCUUAUACAGUUGUGGGUUUCAGCUUUAAAACUGGGAUUUUUUUUUUCUUUUC
Molecule: messenger RNA, 4592 nt
Organism: Lepus europaeus (European hare)
Lineage: Eukaryota; Metazoa; Chordata; Mammalia; Lagomorpha; Leporidae
Gene: GMEB1
Product: glucocorticoid modulatory element binding protein 1
Exons: 10
Coding region: 1031-2788 (585 amino acids)
Biological process (GO): positive regulation of transcription by RNA polymerase II
Cellular component (GO): nucleus
Molecular function (GO): DNA-binding transcription activator activity, RNA polymerase II-specific; RNA polymerase II cis-regulatory region sequence-specific DNA binding
Source: RefSeq, a predicted model, not a curated record